This is a messenger RNA of Sphenostylis stenocarpa, 2925 nucleotides long. The record is from the annotation of a GenBank genome assembly. NCBI's taxonomy places the organism in Eukaryota, Viridiplantae, Streptophyta, Magnoliopsida, Fabales, Fabaceae.
AUGACCCAUAUUCGACUCAUUUUGCUCUUAUGUUUCCUACUUCCUCGUUUUCAUGAAAUCCUAUGUAACAUUGACACUGAUACAGAUGCCCUUCUUUCUUUCAAAUCUCAAGUUAGUGACCCAACAAAUGCCCUCUCUUCCUGGUCUCUACAUUCCAAUCACUGCACCUGGAAAGGUGUCACAUGCUCCAAACUUGGAAACAAGGUCCAAUCUCUCACUCUACCAGGACUUUCCCUCUCCGGCAAACUGCCCCCUCACCUUUCCAACCUCACUUACCUACACUCACUUGACCUUUCCAACAACAAUUUUCAUGGCCAAAUUCCCAAAGACCUUGCCCAUCUCUCACUUCUCAAUGUCAUUCAAUUAUCUUCCAACAAUCUCAGUGGUACACUUCCACCACAGCUGGGUCAUCUCCACCGUCUACAAGUUUUAGACUUUUCAGUCAAUAAUCUCACAGGUCCGAUUCCUCCGUCAUUUGCCAAUCUAUCUUCUCUUGAGAAUCUUUCCUUGGCAACCAACGGUUUGGAGGGUGAGAUUCCGUCCGAACUUGGUAAUCUCCGCAAUCUUUCCUUUCUUCAAAUAUCCGCGAACAAUUUCUCCGGCCAGUUUCCCACUUCUAUCUUCAACAUCUCUUCCUUAGUCUUUUUAUCCGUCACAGAAAACAAUCUAGAGGGUGAGUUACCACAAAAUUUCGGCCAUGUUCUUCCAAAUUUAAAGAAUCUACAUCUGGCAUCCAAUAUGUUUGAAGGGAUAAUUCCGAAUUCCAUAUCAAAUGCCUCACAUCUUCAAUACAUCGACCUUGCACACAAUAAAUUCCACGGCUCUAUACCUCCAUUCAGCAACUUGAAAAACCUAACCCACCUCAUCCUUGGUAACAAUUUUCUCUCUUCCACGACCUUGUUAAAUUUUCAGUUCUUUGAUUCCCUUAGAAACUCCACCCAGUUGCAAGAUCUCCGGAUCUAUGAAAACCAUUUGGCUGGGGAGCUUCCAAGCUCGUUUGCGAAUCUAUCUGCCAAUCUCCAACAUUUCUGUGUUUCUUAUAACUCGCUUACUGGCAACAUUCCUCAAGGAAUGAAGAAAUUUGAAAAUAUAAUAUCUUUGUCCUUUGAAAAUAAUUUCUUCACUGGAGAGUUGCCAUCAGAAAUAGGAGCACUGCAUAAUCUUCAGCAACUUCAAGUGCAGAACAAUAGAUUGUCUGGGGAAAUUCCUAAGAUGUUUGGCAAUUUCACCAAUCUGUAUCUCCUAGCAAUUGGAAAUAACCAGUUCUCGGGCAUAAUUCAUCAAAGUAUUGGACAAUGCAAGAGAUUAACUUUUCUUGAUUUGGCGAUGAAUAGGCUUGGUGGGACCAUACCAAGGGAGAUUUUUCAGAUUUCUGGAUUAAGAAUCUUGAAUUUAGAAGGAAACUCUCUGCAUGGUUCACUUCCUCCUGAGGUCGGCACCUUGAAACAGCUUGAGACCAUGAAUAUUUCUGGCAACCAGUUGUCAGGGAACAUUCCUAAGGAAAUGGAGGCUUGUUCUAUGUUGAAGUCACUUGUGAUGGCGAGAAACAAAUUCAAUGGAUCAAUCCCAACUAAUUUUGGGAAAUUAGCAUCCCUCGAGACUUUGGAUUUAUCAUCAAAUGAUCUCACCGGCCGUAUUCCUGAAAGUUUAGAAAAGCUCCAGUAUAUACACACAUUAAAUUUGUCUUUCAACCAUUUGGAAGGGGAGGUUCCAAUGAAAGGUCUUUUUAUGAGCCUUACUAAGUUUGAUCUUCGAGGAAACAAUAACCUCUGUAGCCCUAACAAGGAAACUGCGCAGAAAUUGGGAGUACUCCUGUGUGUUGGCAAAAAGAAAAGAAAGAUUUUACUCCCUAUCGUACUUGCAGUUGUUGGUGCUACUGCUUUGUCCAUUUCAACGCUCUUUGUAUUUUGGACAAUGAUGUCUAGAGAGAAGAAAAGAAAGGAGGGGGAAAUCAGUGUUUUAUCUACCCCUCUUCAAGGGUUACCUCAAAAUAUAUCUUACGGUGAUAUUCGCAUUGCCACAAACAAUUUUGCAGCUGAAAACUUGCUUGGAAAAGGAGGCUUUGGUUCUGUGUAUAUGGGUGUGUUCAGCUUCAGUACAGGUGAAACUGCCACGCUUGCGGUCAAAGUCUUGGACCUGCAACAAAGCAAAGCUUCCAAGAGUUUCAAUGCUGAAUGUGAAGUUUUGAAAAAUGUUAGGCAUCGGAACCUAGUGAAGGUUAUCACUUCUUGCUCCAGCCUUGAUUAUAACGGGGAGGAAUUUAAGGCCCUUGUCAUGCAAUUUUUGCCCAAUGGAAACUUGGACGAGAACAUACACCGGGAAGAUGAAAAGUCAGGAUCAUUUCUAACCUUGAUGCAAAGAUUGAACAUUGCCAUUGAUGUUGCUUCUGCUGUGGACUACUUGCACCAUGACUGCGAUCCACCAAUAGUUCAUUGCGAUCUGAAACCCUCCAAUGUCCUUCUAGAUGAAAAUAUGGUUGCACGCGUUACAGAUUUUGGAUUGGCAAGGUUUCUCUCUCAGAAUACAUCAGAGAAGCAAAGUAGCACUCUAGGAUUGAAAGGAUCAAUCGGCUACAUCGCCCCAGAAUACGGUCAAGGAGGCAAGACUUCAACUGAGGGCGACGUGUACAGUUUUGGGACCCUGCUGUUAGAGAUGUUCACAGCCAAAAAACCAAGUGAUGAAAUGUUCAAAGAAGGAUUGAGCCUUAACAAAUUUGUCUCAGCCAUGGAUGAGAAUGAAGUACUGAAGGUUGCUGAUGGAAGGCUUAUUAACGAUUUUGAAUCUUGGAAACAAAGCUCGAAGUGCAUAGUUGAUGUGAUAAAAGUUGGGUUGUGUUGCACAACUGAUCAACCCAAAAAACGAUGGAGCAUGAGAGAGGCCUCAUCAAAAUUGCAAGCAAUUAAGCACUCUAUGCUUGCCUUAUGA